AUGGCUGCCGUCCGCGCUCUAACUCUUUCUGCUCUGGCCUCUGCUGGCGCUGCCCUGCAGCUCCAGGACGGCAUUCAGCACAACCUGACCGUCUGCAACGCCUACGCAGAGAGCAAGCCCCUCAGCGUCUACACGGUCAACCAGAAGGCAAAACUCACAGAAGAGCCCCUGCGUUAUAAGGCGUGCAAGGAGAUUGUCCUCGAGUUGGCGGACAAUGAGCGUAUCGACUUCAAGCUUGGAGGCCUCAGCGUCGGGACGUUCCACGUCGGCAACCUCCCGUUCGCCCCCACUUCAUUGUUGCUGGUCCCCUAUCGCAAGGGCAACAGCACCAUGGCAGCGACCUUCUACUCCCACGCGUUCUCGGUCUCGCAGGAGAACUCGCAGCUCGCAGUCGUCGAUGCGUACGAUGGCAGCACACCUGGCAGCCUGAAGAUCGCGUUCUCCAAGGGGCGCGCGAAGGAGUCGGCGCAGUUGAAGCCUGGCACGGCCGUGAACCUUGCCCCAGGCGCCUAUCAGGUCAGCCUGGAUGACUCUGGCAGCAAGAGCGUGAAGACAGUCGCGCUGUCGGCGACCGAUGGCGGCAAGCACGUCGCCAUGCGCGUGGGCGGCAGCGACGGCCUUCCCCAGGAGCUCGUGGUCUUCUCCGCGGGCGAGACCUCUGAGCGCAGCGGCGCCCGCCGUGCCGGCGCCGCGAUCCUGGGCGCGCUCGCGGCGGCGUGCGCGGGCCUGCUCGCGUGA
Prorocentrum cordatum is the source of this 738-nucleotide messenger RNA. The record is from the annotation of a GenBank genome assembly. NCBI's taxonomy places the organism in Eukaryota, Dinophyceae, Prorocentrales, Prorocentraceae.